CUCGAGCAUCUUGGUUCAGUCAUAACAAGCGUGUAGAAGAAUAUGGGUCAGUGUGGACCGAAAUCUUUCAGCGAUUCUCACAUGCUUUGUCUGGGAUCCACAGGUUCCAUGUGUGAGAACUUAACCGCAUCCUUUAAAAUGACGCCUGCGAUUCGGGUCGUAGAAAACGGGAUUUGUCUCAUUUCACGCUUGAAGAGAUACUUGGGUGUAUCGAAGGACCGAAGGAAGCACGGUUGUGCUGGGAAGAGCAGGAGAAGCAGCUGCAACUGUACAGCGCUGGUUUUCGUCGAGGACCUGGCUGGGGGAGUUUGGAUGACACCUGAAGAAAACAGAGGAAGAACUUGAGAAGAGGAAAACAAACUUUCGAGGAUAUAUAUAUAUAUAUACGCUGGUGACGACGGAUCUGAGGAUCUGGAGGUUGCGCAAUCAGCCUGAAUGCCGGGAGAAGAACAUGUUUAAGGCUUGGAAUUACAUCUUGCUAACAUAUGUAAAAUUCCAGCUAUUUUUUUUAUCUUUAAGGGAAAUUUCUUGAUUUAAACCAGAAGUUUAGGAAAGCUUCAGUUGACCGACAUUAAUUCUAUUCUUCUUGACUUUCUUUCUUUCUUUCUUUGGAAUGUUGGGAAAUCGAUUCGAGGACUUUGCAGUAUGAAAGAUUUUCAUCCAACAAAUCUUUUAAAAAGUUUCUGGCGUAUGAUUUUUUCGGGGGUGAAAAAGCUCUACCCGUCUUUUUUAUUGUUGUUUUUUUCUGGAAGAUGAAUCACUUUUGGUUCUGAAUCAGUAUGUGACCGCAAACUAAUGCCAAGAUAUCCGAUUGAUAAGUGUAUGAAAUCGUGAUGCUUCAUCGGCGAGAUCCGAUCUGCGUCACGAUGAACACUCACACAAUAUGUAAUAUUCUUUAGAAACCAUGCAUGGGUCAAUUUCCUGCAUUAUCUGCCCCUGAAGGGUUAUUAGGUUCCUUAUUGUGGUUUUUACACUGAACCACCCAACAAUGGCUCUCUCUCUCUACCUAACAAAUGGACCAAAGCAAAAGAACAAACCAAAGAACCAUCCAGAGAUCUACAGUUGCACAGAUGUCCCAUUCCACCGGUUCCUGUUUCAACCGAUAUAAACAAAUUAUGACAUAAACUCUGUCGGCUUUCAGUGUGAGACGUGUUUUUGCUUCUGUUGGGUAACUUUACAUGGAAUUUAGUGGUUGAAGAUAAUAUGUUGAAAUUUUAGAUGCCUAAGAACAAGAACUCGCGGUAUCUCAGAGAGCGGACGUGGGUUUGAUGUUGGCAUUUAUUGUAGAGAUGGAUACAUUUGUGUGGAAAAAUUAGCUGUUUAGUUUUUUUUUUUCUACUUUUUAAUGAAUAUUGCCCCUAGUGGGAGCAAUUAGUAGGCUUGAUAAUAAAAACUGUAAAACCUUAGGAAAAACCACCAAUCCUUAAAGCCCCGAGUGUCUCCUUUCAAUAAUAAUCAGGCUUGGCGUGUAACGUUACUUGUGGCUUUGUGUUGGAGUCACCAUCAUACUUUGCCCCCUUGUGCUUUGCCAUAAAGUUUUGAGAUCAGAUAAGUGGGUAAUAAAUCAACCAGUGAAGAUAAAAAACAAACACAGAUCCGCAGUAAGGUGGAAUUCGUGCAUAUCCUGUAAUGGGGCUAAAGGGAUCGAAGCUCCCGGAUGCUCGCAUUCUUCUCUUGGGUCUGGAUGGAGCCGGGAAAUCCACUCUGCUCUUCAAACUGAAAUACGACGAGUUAUUCUGCACCGUCCCAACCAUCGGCUUCAACGUGGAAAUGAUGGAGGCCAAGCAGAACAGGAGGAAAAUCACCCUGACUGUGUGGGAUGUCGGCGGUCAGGAGAAGAUGAGACAGCACUGGAGGAGCUACUAUCAAGACACGGCGGGGCUCCUGUUUACUGUCGACUGCUGGGACAGGACGCGUCUGAACGAAGCCCAGAGUGAACUGGAACGAGUGCUGAAGAACGAGCACCUCAGAAGACUUCCUGUGGUCAUCCUGGCUAACAAGCAGGACAAAGAUGGAGCCCUGACAGCUACUGAGCUCACAGAGGCAUUUAACCUGAGGAAGACUUGCAGCGACAGGGACUGGUUCGUUCAGCCUUGCUCGGGAAAGACCGGAGCCGGAGUUCCGGAAGGGUUCAGGAGGAUGGCACUCUUGGUGGAAACCACCUCCGAUAACAACAUUAAAGACACGGUCAAGUAUCUAAGAAAGACCAUAAAGAAGUAGCUAAUGAAUGUGAUCCAAGUCUCUUCUUGAUUAAAAUAUCCAGAACUUCUGACCAGGAAGAAGUACUUCUCUGAAUUUUUGGUUUUAAUUUCAUGUCAAAAUUAAUUUUCUUUACUCUGAGCUGAAACACUUUAAAGCAGGUUUUGUUUGUUGAAUCCUGGAUUUAUUUCUUGAAUUUCAUGACUUUAAAUAAAAUAAAAAGAAACCAAAACAAUGAA
Messenger RNA from Tachysurus fulvidraco (yellow catfish), 2438 nucleotides. RefSeq names its product ADP-ribosylation factor-like 14 (gene arl14). Gene Ontology annotation, biological process: vesicle-mediated transport; intracellular protein transport. Lineage: Eukaryota; Metazoa; Chordata; Actinopteri; Siluriformes; Bagridae. The transcript has a single exon. The record is from RefSeq and is a predicted model, not a curated record. Gene Ontology annotation, molecular function: GTP binding; GTPase activity. Gene Ontology annotation, cellular component: cytoplasm. Bases 1630 to 2220 code for a protein of 196 amino acids.